Molecule: messenger RNA, 153 nt
Organism: Kuraishia capsulata CBS 1993
Lineage: Eukaryota; Fungi; Ascomycota; Pichiomycetes; Pichiales; Pichiaceae
Exons: 1
Coding region: 1-153 (50 amino acids)
Source: RefSeq, a predicted model, not a curated record
AUGCGAGGUUCGAACUCGCGCGGACUGGAAUGUCCAGCAGAUCUUAAGUCUGCCGCCUUAGACCACUCGGCCAACCCUCCAAGAUACUAUGGCAUAUUUCGCCUGACACAGUACAGUGGUGAGUGCUGGUUUUCGCACGAUAGUAUUGAAUAG